Messenger RNA from Ixodes scapularis (black-legged tick), 795 nucleotides. Its product is annotated as P2X purinoceptor 7. The transcript has 4 exons. The record is from RefSeq and is a predicted model, not a curated record. Bases 18 to 599 code for a protein of 193 amino acids. Lineage: Eukaryota; Metazoa; Arthropoda; Arachnida; Ixodida; Ixodidae.
UCGGGUUGCCAUCAUCGAUGAAUUUACCGGGCUUAUCAGAUUUUGAGCGCCGAAUUCUUAAAAGGAGUGCGGAUCUGGGCGUCGCGCCGUACGAGGACACUCCACGCAAGCGCCGCGACGCGUCUCUGCCUCCCUCCGCUUCGCCAGUCGCGGAAGACUCGUCUCCCGCAACUCCGCCACCGGAGCCACCUCGGCGAGUAGGAGAUACAAACUGGUGCGACUGCGGCCGCUGCACGGCCAUGCCUACAACUCGGGAGUGUUUUUGCUGCCGUGAGCUGCCACAAGUUGUUCGGAAGCAGCCGGCUGAGUGCAUCACGGUGCACACCGACUUCUUCAAGCUGUGCCUUGACGUCGCCGUCCUCGCCGUGGCGUACUGCGAGGUCCGCGAGAAGGGUCUCGAACAUUCCCACGAGCUCCACGAGAAGUAUCGCUUUGUGGCAUACCGGCAGUUCACCCGCUGGAUGUGGGGUCGACUGGGAGCUGGCAACAGACGAGUGCUGCCUGCGUGCGUUGUGGAGAAAAUAAGAAAAACCUUCCCCUCUCAACAAUACACUGGCUUCAAGUAUCCUCCUCUGGACUGCGCACCAGUGGAUUGCUGAGCCAGGAAGCCGUCCAGUACACCCCCGAUCCUCUGGUACAUGGAUCACCGAGUGUAGAGCAUUAUGCGGUACGGCUAGAGAGAGACCAGGGUGCAGCAACCUUGUGGCUGUACAGUGUACAGCCACAGAGUUGCUGCAGCUUGUGCUUUCUCUAGCUGUACUGCUUGGCACUACCCUUGAGAAAUGUUUGGCAGAA